AUGGUCAACAUUGGACCUCAACUUCAGCGGCUGUGCGUUCCGAAACCACCAAGACUGUCACGAUGUCCUGCAAACGAGUCCUGGCGGAAUUGCGCGACGCUCUGUGAACGAACGUGUGAACAACCAAAUCCGGAGUGCUCAUCAAAGUGCGGAACUCCGCGAUGUCAGUGCGACCCAGGUUUCUUCAGGAAUCGUUCAGGAAUUUGCAAGCCGCUAUCACAAUGUUGA
This is a messenger RNA of Cooperia oncophora, 228 nucleotides long. Lineage: Eukaryota; Metazoa; Nematoda; Chromadorea; Rhabditida; Trichostrongylidae. The record is from the annotation of a GenBank genome assembly.